AUAUGUUGGAUCCAUAUGCUAAUAUGACCAAAAGGGUGCUAGAAGAUACAAAUUUCAAUUCGUUACUGAACGGAACAUGGAAUGCCUUUCUUGACGUUGUCGGUGACAAUCCCGCUAAUAUCUACAUUUGGUACUUGACAGCAUGGGCUUACGGUCUAUUUUGGAUUAUUAGAGGAUUUUUUAUCUUCAUGGAUCUCACCAACAAACCAGCCUUCAUGCGAAAAUACAAAAAUCAACCCGGCACAAACGAACCGGUGAAUAUGGACAAACUGAAAAAUCUGGUAAAAACGGUACUCAUCAAUCAAUUUGUUUGGGGUCUCCCGACGACCAUUGCUUCGUAUUACGGGCGAGCUUGGUUGCUGAAUAAUAUACCUGACAUUCGGAUUGUGCCGUCAAUCUAUACAAUCAUCCGGGACGUGCUGAUAUGCAUUCUGGUUUGGGAGGUUGUCUCCUACUACAGUCAUCGUCUAAUGCACACCAGCUUCCUGUACAAGCACGUCCACAAGAAGCAUCACGAAUGGUUAGCUCCUAUCGCGUGGUCCGGAGUUUACGUUCAUCCGAUCGAGUAUUUCGCCAGUGGUCUACUCCCGGUGUACGCAGGACCUGCACUGUUGGUCAGUCAUCCAGUGACAAUCGCGGUCUGGAUGAUGUUUGUCAUGAUGACCACUUUAGUAGAUCACUCCGGUUAUCACUUACCGGUGCUUGGAAGCUCAGAGCAACACGAUUAUCAUCAUUUGAACUUCAACCAAUGCUAUGGAUUAUUCGGCUGGUGGGACACUCUUCAUGGCACGAACGAAGAAUUCAGGAAAAAGAAACAGUACUUACGCCAUAAACGAAUAUUCUCUACGAAAUCCGCCAGAGAAAUUAUUCCGGAUGAGUGAAAAAAUUGUAGAGGGUGGUGUCCAACACAUGAUCUCAUUGUGGACGUAGGACGUAGGAAAUUAAUCAGAAAUUUUAUUUCGCUAUGUAUUAACAAUAAUAUUAGUAUUAGUAAGUAACUC
Toxorhynchites rutilus septentrionalis is the source of this 1001-nucleotide messenger RNA. RefSeq names its product fatty acid hydroxylase domain-containing protein 2-like. Gene Ontology annotation, biological process: sterol biosynthetic process. NCBI's taxonomy places the organism in Eukaryota, Metazoa, Arthropoda, Insecta, Diptera, Culicidae. The transcript has 3 exons. Gene Ontology annotation, molecular function: iron ion binding; C-4 methylsterol oxidase activity. The record is from RefSeq and is a predicted model, not a curated record. The coding region runs from base 3 to 881 and encodes 292 amino acids.